AUGCUUCGACGGACCCCGUUCUGGCCGAAAGUAACCCGCUCGUGGACGAAGUCUUCGAUCAGCGCUGCAACGGCACACUUUCCUGACGCUGUCCGCGCAGACCCCGCCUCGUCCCGCACCGGAUCGACCUCAGCAAAGGAGUCGCGCAGCUGGAAGCUUGGCGAUGACACCGUCAAGGCAGAGAAGCUCCCAAAGCACUUGCAGCUUGCCGUGCGUAAGCUGCAGCUCUACGGCGACCUUGUUCGUUUUAGCCGACCGGUUGGCUGGCAGCUCCUUGUCAUCCCUUGCUACUGGGGCUCCUCUUUGGCAGUGACGCGGGCGCUUGUCUGGGAAGGGGCGGACCCGGUGGCGCUCUGCGCCCCGCUCAUUCCCCUUCACUUGUUCGUCCAGUUCUUGCUCGGCGCCUACCUCAUGCGCAGCGUAGGGUGCAUCGUAAACGACAUGUGGGACCGCAAGUUUGAUCGCAUGGUCGAGCGCACCGCGCAGCGCCCACUCGCCUGUGGCGCCAUAUCCAUGACAGAGGCCUCCGCGGUCCUUCUCUUGCACCUCUCUGUGGCCGGCGUGAUCGCGCUCAACCUCUCGCCGGCGGCCCUGCAGGCGUGCGUGGCCAUCACGCCGGUAUGGUUGUUGUACCCCUUCAUGAAGCGCAUCACUUACGCCCCACAGCUCUUCUUGGGUCUGUGCUUUAACUGGGGCAUCUUCGUCGGCUACGCGGCGGUGCUGGGGCGUGUCGACAUGGCCGUGUGUCUGCCAAUCUAUUGCGGCGCCGUGAUAUGGACCAUCUUGUACGACACCAUCUACGCCUACCAGGACCGCCUCGACGACCUCAAAUGCGGCGUCAAGAGCACUGCUAUUUGGAUUGGGGAGCGCAAGUACAUUCUGAAUGCCAUGGUGGCGCCCAUCGGAGCGAGCAUGCUCAUCGGUGGCUUUCUGGCGUCGCAGUCCUUGCCCUACUACAUCGGGAUCAUAUUGUGCAUGUACCACCUGCACUCCAUUGUGGACGACGUAAACAUCUACGACAGCUGGUCCUGCGCGCAGGGGUUCAAGCGCAACGUGCGACUCGGCAUGUACGUCUUUCUGGCGAUGUGCCUUGGCAACCUCUGCUGGGCUUUCGCGUCCGAGCACGAGGCGGAGCUCGACAAGAACACCGACAGCGCCCCGAAGAGCUCGAUGCUCUCGCGCUUUCUGUUCCUCGAUCAGGAGGCGCGCGGGCCAACUUACACAAAAGGCAGUUUCAACUGGGCAGACCGCUUUAUGCAUCCGGCGUUUGUGCAGGCGGAGAGCGCCAAGGCUGCCGGUGCCACUGAGGCACCGCCAAUUCCAGCCUGGAUGCGGCGUGAGUACUUUUGGCAGAACGUUUCGGCCAUCCUCCUCUUCUGCGGCGUGGCGGAAGACACGGUGGCAGCGUGGUCGACGUUCUCAUACGAGUGGAUGGACCACUACAACAUGUUCUCGAAAGCAUCCCCGUAG
Leishmania mexicana MHOM/GT/2001/U1103 is the source of this 1470-nucleotide messenger RNA. RefSeq names its product putative prenyltransferase. Gene Ontology annotation, biological process: ubiquinone biosynthetic process. NCBI's taxonomy places the organism in Eukaryota, Euglenozoa, Kinetoplastea, Trypanosomatida, Trypanosomatidae. The transcript has a single exon. Gene Ontology annotation, molecular function: prenyltransferase activity. The record is from RefSeq and is a predicted model, not a curated record. Bases 1 to 1470 code for a protein of 489 amino acids. Gene Ontology annotation, cellular component: mitochondrial inner membrane.